AUGAAGGAGAUCAAGCUUGCGAUAGACAGUGGAACAGCGCCCGCUACAGUCACGGCCCCGCCGCACCCGCUGGCGCUGCGGUGGAUCAACUACCAGCGCGAGAAGGAGUUCAUGGCCAACAAAGAGCUCUCCCUCCCGGCCGUUCACUUAUUUCGUGCCGGGAGCAGCUUUAUUUACCGCGGGCCACUCACAGCGCGCCACGUGUUGCAGGCUGUGGCGCGUGGGAUGGCGAUCCAGGAGGAUUGGCUGCCGAUUCGGAGGGUCGGGAGCUGGGAGGAGUUGGUACGGGUUGGGAAUGGGUCGAGAGUGGUGCUGGCGCUUGUGGAGCGGUGCGGGUGGUAUGAGGAGUUUUUUGGGGAUGGGGCGCGUGGUGGGGGUGAGGGGAAGGGGGAGAGGAGGGAGGGGGGAGAGGAGCAAGAAGGGAGAAGGGAGGAGAAAGGGGACGAGGAGGAGAGAGAGGAGGGGAUGGAAGCGAGAAUGGGUAAGGAUAGCAGGAAGGAGGAGAGCCAGGGAGAAGAAAGCAGGGGUGAGGAUAGCAGGGGUAAGGAGAGCAGGGGUAAGGAGGAGAGCAAAGGGAAGGGAAUUGUGGCAGUGAGUAGUAGCAAGGGGCCUGUUUGUGAGGCAGACAUGGGUGAAGGAGCAUCAUCGCCACCACCACAAGAGGCACCUGCAUUGAUGCAGUGCACUGUUCAUGAAGGCAAGGAGGAAGAGGGGCACUCAGAGCAAGCCUCGGAACAAAGCUUUAAACAAGGCCCGGAGCAAGGUUUGGAACAAGGCCCAGGGCAAGGCUCGGAACGAGGUGUGGUGAGAAGCAACGGCGAGGAGAGCUCCCAUGAGGGGGUUGCUGCUGCUACUGCUGAGUUGACUGAGGGGCCUGCACGUGGUGCAGUGAACAAGUUAGUGAGCGGCGUCGAUGAUAGGCCAAAGGGUGCAGGAGAGAAUAGGGCAGGGGAGACGCGAGAUGAACAGCUGGAGGAACCUUUAGAAGAACCUUCAAAGGAGCCUUCAGAAGAACCUCCGAAGGGCAUUUCUGAGGAUCGAUCGCCUGAAGCUUCAGAGAAGAACCUGAAGGGGGAACCUCAGGAGCCCCAGAAGCGGGUAACGGAAGGAGCGUCAUCGUCAUUAUCGAAAUCCGCGGCGGCACUGUCAGGGGGGUGGGUGGAGUGUGGGAGCGAGCAUGCGAGGAAGGAGUUGAAGCGUGUGGUGGGAGAGUUGAAGACAGUGGUGCAGGGGCACGCGCUGACUCCCUCCCAGGCUGUGGUUGUGCUCGUUUCAGACCCUCUUCUUGCCGCACAGGUGCUGGGGAAGGUGAAUGGACGUGGUAAAGUAGAGGAAGAAAACACUAGACAGCACGAGAGGCAAGAGAUUGAGGGGCAGCAAGAGCAGCAACUGCAGAAGCAGCAGCAGCAGCAGCAGCAGCAGCAGGAAGAGGAGGAUCAGCAGGAGGGGCAGCAGGAACGAGUGCUGGGGGAAAACCAAAAGCGUCAACAUCAGGAGAAGCAGGAAGGGCAGCAGAAAGAAGCAAUGCUUGAGAAGCUAGCAGAGGCUAAAGCGGAGAAGGUGGGGAGGGCGCGAGGGUGGUUUGAAUACCCAUGGCCAUCGGAACCGCAGCAGUCCGGAGAGACCCUGUCCGUAGAAGACUGGAUGCAGAGCCUUCCCCGACCUGUUGUUCAGGAGGUUACCCCGGACGCCUACAGCUCAUCUUUCAACUCCAAGCGCCCGUCUGUGCUUCUAUUCCUAGACUCUUCCAUCCCCGCCUCUCUUCCCGCAACUCCCAAGUCUUCCUCCUCUUCGUUCUCAGCCGUUUCAACAGCAUCAGCAGCCAAAGCAGCAGCUGCAGAAGCAGCAGCAGCAGCAGCAGCAACCACAACCUCCUCCACUGUUGGCAACGAAGCAGCACCAGGAGCACCAGAAGCAGCAGCACCAACAGCAGCGGCAGCAGCAGCAGCAGCAGCAGCAGAAGCAGCAGGAGCGGCGACUGCUGCUGCUGCUGACGCUCUUCUGAGAGUGGCACGGGUGUUUGCACGAGAGGAGGAGGUGAAACGACGAGCAGCAGCUGUUGCCGUGGCUGCAGCAGCACGAAUGAGGAAACGUGCAGCUGCUUCAGGGGCCAAUCGCACUGCUUCUACUGCCCAAGAUGCUGCUGAUGCUGCAGCUAAAUCUGCUUCGACUCUUCAUGGUAGAGGAGGAGGAGAAAGGGCAGGGGGAGGAGGAGAGAGAGGAGGAGGAGGAGGGGAAGGAGGAACAGGGGUAGAAGACAAGAAGGGGGGUCAGUUGGUGCUUGAGGAUGGGGGAGGGGCAGGAAGGAUGGGGGGGCCGGGGGCAGGAGGCGCAGGUCUUGUGAGGGCGGAUGCUAGGCUGCUGCAGGUGCUGCAACACGCGUUGCAACAAGGAGGGUUGCAAGGGUUGGGUGCUGCGCUGCAGCAGCAGCAGCAGCAGCAGCAGCAGCAGCAGCAGCAGCAGCAGCAGCAGCAGCAGCAGCAGAAGGAGAAGGAGAGAGCGCAGGGGGGAAUAUUGCAGCAGGUGCAGCAGCAGUUGCAGCAGCAGACGCAGGAAGGGCAGCAGGCAGAGCAAGGAGUGCAGGUGCAAGUACUGCAGCAGCAGCAGCAGCAGCAGCAGCAGCAACACGUAGUGACGAUACAGUUGGGUCCACAGGAGCUUGCGGCUGGUGAUCUGGGGUCAGUGCUUCGAGCCGCGAUGCAACAACAGGGGCAGGUGCAGCAGCAAGGAAAGGUGGGAGAGAUUCAAGAAGAGGGAGAGAGGCAACACGAUGCAGAGGUGCAACAAGAGAAGCAGCAGCAAGCAGUGGUGCAGGAACAGGGGCAGCAGCGUGGGGGGAAUCAGUGGGUGCAACCCAUAGAUGAAUAUGGGACUAGGGUGAUUAAGAAGGGCAAGGAAGAGCAUUCUGAAGGUGGGAAUAAAGUAACUGAUUACAGGAGGGAGAUUGUGCAGAAGGAAGAGCGUUGUAUAAGUGGAAACAAUGAAGCUGAUGCUGGGAAUGGGGAGAUUACGGAGGAGAGGGAAGAGCAUGUGAAAGAUGCGGAUGAGGCUCUUAGUGGCGAUGGCAGCAACGGAGUUAGGGAGGCGUAUAAUGAAUUGGAGGGUGCAGAAUCGGGGGCUUUUAGGUUGAAUGUGUUGAGUGAUGGGAAGGCGGAGGAGAAGUGGAUAGACGACCUGCCCUUCUCCUUCUUCAUUGUGGACCGGGAUGACGCUCUAAGAGACCGGCUCAUCCCGCCCUUCCCUGCGCAUGCACCUCCCUCCGUCUCUUCCUCCCCCACCUCCUCCUCCUCCAACGUUUCCUCUUCCACCUCUUCCCCCUCUUCCCCCUCUUCCCCCUCUUCCCCCUCUUCCCCCUCGUCCACCUCUAAUCCCUCUUCCUCCUCCGCACCCACGUCCUCUCCCUCUCCCCCACUCUCUGCCGACCUCCCUGCUCUCGCUGUCCUCCACCCCUCGCAAGACUCAGUCUUCCUCUACCCUGGCACUCCCACGGACGCAGCAUCUCUCCUCUCCUUCCUCCGCGCAAUCUUACAGGGCCGAGUGCAGCGAUCCUCUCGCUCCUCCCCCCGCCCCCCUCCCCCCCGCCACACUCCCCCUGUGCCGUUUCUCAACACGGAUUUCCGGGAGAUUGAGGGGGUGGAGAGGGUGUUGCCAGCACAGCAGCAGCAAGAGCAGCAACAGCAGCAACAGCACCACCAGCAGGAGAAGAAGCAGCAACAGCAAAGAGCAUCAACUGAGAGACAAACAGAGACAGUGGCAGGAGCAGCUGUAGCAGAUAGUGCUGCGAGUGAUGUGCAGCAGGGCACCGAGGGGAGGAGAACGAGUGGGGAGGGAGAGCUGUUAGUGGAAAAGGAGGUUGAGGAGGCGGAGGCGGAAGCGACUGUGGAUGUGCAGUCGUGGCUGUCGUACCUGCCUCGUCUGCUGCAGAUCGACUGCUCUGUAAACGACUGUCACGACGUGCUGUUGCCCUACUGGCAGAUAUCAGCCUUCCCUGUCGUCGCGCUGAUCCCUCCCCUGCCAACACUUCCCCCACCCACUGCAAGCACCACCACCACCACCACCACCCUUGAUCCUGCUUCGAACGCCACCAACACCGCUUCCUCUUCUCCUUCUUCUUCCACACCCGCUCAUCCUUCUGCUGAUGCGCCUAACCAUUUCAACUCCACCACACCUUCCAUACCUGCUGCUGCUGCUGCUGCUACUGCUGCUGCUGCUGCCCCUGCUGCAGCUGAGGGUGGUGGAGACGGGGUAAGGAAGGGAGAGGGGGAGGUGGUGAGGGGAUUGCAGAGCAAUGAGGAGAUGGGAGCGAGGGAUACAGAGGGGGCGGGCAAGGAGAGAGAGGUGGCAAAGGAGGGACGGAAUGUAGGGAAAGAUGCAGGGGAGGGGCACGAGGAAGCAGAAGAGGAGGACGAGAAUGAGGGAGAGGAGGAGGAGGAGGAUGAGGAGGAGGAUGAAGAGGGUUAUGCGGAGGGGGAAGGGGCAGCAAGGGGGAAGGAUGCGAGUGUGCCAGUGAUGUACCGAGGCCCACACGCAGUGCGCCCGCUCAUUGCCUUUCUCCUCAACCAUACCGCUCUCCCCCCCGCCGCUGCCUCUCGAAUUUUACAAGUCCUACUAGCCACACGCGAACGCCCGACCAUGGUGGGUGGGGCAUCGUGGCCGCACCAGCCAUUCAGCCAAGACAGCAAGGCUGCAUCAGCAGAGGGAGCGGUGGAGAUGGGUGGGGAGAGGCAGAGAGCGGCUGGAGAAGCAGCAGAGGAAAAGGGGGCUGCAGAUCAGGAAGACGGAGGAAUAGAAGGAGAAGAUGGAGAGGAAGAAGAAGAGGAGGAAGCAGAGAAAAGGGUGGAAGGUGAAGAGAAGGAGAAGGACCUGGGCAAACAGAGUUCUACCAAGGAGGAGGGCGAGGAGGAGGAGGAGGAGGGGAGGGAGGGGCGGGGUGCUCUACCUACUCCCUCCUCUGCUAAGACUCCUCCCACACACCCAGACAGCACCUCUUUGCCAACCGACCCCACUGCCUCUCAACAGCCUGCUGCUGCUGAGUCACAUCAUCAUGAGCAUAAUGAGGGAGCAGAUACUGAUGAGGGAGGUAGCUCUAGUGGGGGCACUAGUGGGGGCACUAGUGGGGGGAGUGGAGAGGGAGGUAGUAGGUCCGGUGGAGGGAGUGAAGGCGGAGGUAGUAACGGCAGUGGUGGCAGUGACGGGGAAGCGCGUCAAUGUGUCGCUGUGGACAAGCCAACUGCUGGGUCCUUCCUUGUUGCUUCAGAGGACCUCAUAAGCUCCCCUAUGUUUGAGCGUACGGUCGUGCUAAUGCUCUCUCUCAACGACUCCGGUCCCAUUGGCCUCGUUCUCAACCGCCCGCUCUCCUGGAAAUUCGUCUCCGGCGUGCAAGACUGGCUACUUUCCCGCGUCUCCUCCGCCCCCCUCUCCCUCGGCGGCCCAGUAAUCAACCCCACCAGCGCCUUCGCAGCCCUCACCCGCCGCUCGUCCUUUGCGGGGUUUCAAGAGGUGCUUCGGGGGGUUUAUUGGGGGACUAUGGCGCCGCUUGUGCGUGCCGUGGGAUUGAUUGAUGCCGGAAUGACGUUUCCGGAGGAGUUUUGGUUCUUUCUGGGAGUGUCAAGCUGGGGGCCAAAGCAGUUGGAGGACGAGAUUAAGAACGGGUGGUGGUAUGUAGCGGAUUGUGAACCGGAAAUGAUCCGAUGGCCGACUGAGUGGUCCGAGGAGGUGGAAGCGAGAUCGGGGGCCAGUGGUGGAGGUAAGGCGUCUGAUAAAGGUGGGACGGCGGGCGUGUUUAAGAAGGCGAAAGAUGUGCUCAGUUGGGCGACCCUCUGGUCCGUGCAGGCAGCCUCUGUUCCCCGCGAUGCCAACCACCCCUAUGGACACGGCAAGUUUGAGACAGUGGGGGCGCUGGGCGUGUCCCUUCUCCUGAUCGGCACGGGAGGCGGCAUGGCAUGGCACGCGCUGCACCUGCUGCAGGAAUUCCUCCCUGCCUCCCUCGACCUGCAUCAUCUCCUCACAUCCGACGCUGCUUCUGUUGGGGGUGCUGCCGGAGGGCAAGAGUACAUGCCGUUGGCGCUAGCAGCAGCAGUGGCAUCCAUAGGGCUCAAAGAGAGCCUGUACUGGGCGACCAAGUGGGUGGCGGAUCGCUACGACAACCAUCUCAUGCGCGCCAAUGCAUGGCACCACCGCAGCGACUCCGUCUCUUCCUUUGCUGCACUGCUGGGCGUGGGAGGAGCAAUGGCUGGCGUGCCGACUCUCGACCCCCUCGCAGCUCUUUUUGUGGCUGCACUCAUCACCAAAGCAGGCGGCAGCAUUGCGUACCAGAGCAUUCAAGACCUCGUGGAUGUGGGGGUUUCUGAGAAGGUUCUUGAGCCCAUCAGAGCGCAGAUCAUUGCGUCUCCUGGAGUGCUGGGCUGUCACAACCUGAGGGGCAGGCGCAUGGGGCCAUGGCUGCAUGUGGAUGCGCACAUAGAGGUGGACCCAUCGCUCACAGUGAGAGCAGCGCACGACAUAGCACUGGCUGCACGGGACCAUCUGCAGCACCACUUCCCCUCCAUCACCGAAGCUCUCUUUCACAUAGACCCAGCAGACGGCAGGGCGCCAUCCCCUCUGCAUCCCACCUGCCCCCUUGACCCGCAAGCCUGGGUAGAAGGGCAGUUAAAUCCCACCGCAACGCCUUCUCCUGCUGCUACUUCUGCUGACGGUUCUGCUGACGGUUCUGCUGACACUGUCCCCCACAAAGAGCAGUCUCAGGACCAAGACAGUGCUGGGCUGUCGUUGCACCGUCCAUCACCCUCCCACUGA
Closterium sp. NIES-65 is the source of this 6795-nucleotide messenger RNA. The record is from the annotation of a GenBank genome assembly. Lineage: Eukaryota; Viridiplantae; Streptophyta; Zygnematophyceae; Desmidiales; Closteriaceae.